This is a messenger RNA of Cylindrotheca closterium, 564 nucleotides long. The record is from the annotation of a GenBank genome assembly. NCBI's taxonomy places the organism in Eukaryota, Bacillariophyta, Bacillariophyceae, Bacillariales, Bacillariaceae.
AUGACCCCCAUUCCACAAUUCCAACGUGCACUAUCCAGGCAAACAGUCCCAAACCUCCGAAAGGCCAUAGUCGCAAGUUCUGCUCGAUUUUCUUCAUCUGCCAGAGAACAAGUUCCAAAAGAGGAUUACUACAAUGGUCACUUGCUGGCCGACCAUCUAGAGUAUAUUGAUGACAUGUUGGAUCAUACAUUGAACAUUGAGAAUACAGUCGAAGGAUUGAAAUCGAUCCAUGCCAAAAAGUAUGAAGCCUACAAGACGUUGUCACCAGGUGCCACUAGCGAACUGGAUGCCUUGUUCCAUCAGGCUGCUGCUGAGAAGGAAGAACUAUCGAAACAGCUCAAGGACUUGAAGAACAUGAUGAUGAAAGUCCAAAAAAAUCCAUUCUUUGCCGUGGAUUCCCCCGACGGCAUGGCUGAUGCAGAACUGGUCAACGAUGAAGCCGAAGUUGAUCGGAUUAUUGACUAUGCCUCGAAAUUCGAGGAUACUGAAAUGGUCGAACAGAAACAUAAGAUCGAAGACGCAAUCAAGAAAGAGAGAGCUCGAGAUCCAGAACAUGACUGGUAG